UUCACUUUCUGUUCACUUGCCUGCUCAACAGAGACUGGACAAACAGAACCGGUGAGUGAGGAGAGUGUACCAAGGGAUGUGACAGACUUUUUUCAAUGCCCAUUUGGACUUCAGUAUAUUUUGUUUCUUAUCUGGACACUGGCAAUGUCUGAAAGCAUUGUGAGGAAAGUUCAGCCCUUCACCAUUGGGACAAGGCUGUCAGUCCCGGCUGUGCCAAAAUGCCAGGAGUUUACACAGAGUUAUCUGCAGAGUCAGAGUCUGGACAACUGCACUCUACAGCACAACCUGAACUCGCUCUACCUCAGUCGAUCCCAGGUCUGCGCACAUGGCCCCUGUCUCGUCUCGCCCAUUGUCAAGCAGGAAGCCCCUGUGAAGCACGACCAGGAGGACAUGGCAGCUGAGGACCACCUGAACCAGAACGUAGCCUCUCCCUCCGCCGUCUCCAGAUCCAUCAAGAAGAUCACAAUCUCUGGGAGUAAAGACAGAUCAGAGAACAAGGUGUCAGUGGGACCAGCUCAGCUUUCAAGCACAGGGUCCACAUCUGAAAACAACAAUAACAACAACAAUGUCACCAGCACAUCAGAUCCACAUCUGCCCAGGAUUGUGGGUGUGAGCUGUGAGAAUAAACCCAGUUCUCACUUCAAGGUUUUACUCAGAAAGGACAGCAGUGAUGAACUUCAGCCCACACAGCAGACCAGGCUGAAGCUGAACGGAGAGAAGUCCUUCCAACAGAUGUCAGUGCCUGAAUCACAGAAGAAAGAGCCUCAGAGGAAAGAAAGUCAUCUACACACAGAGAAUGGAGCCUCGGCAGCUGUUGUGUCCCAGAGUGACGGCUUCACUCAGCGCAAUUCACUCUUCAACAAAGAAGUGCUGCAGGCAGAGGCGUGGAUCAAAGGCAAGCUGCAGGACCUGAAGGAUGGAUGUAAUAUUCAGCGCUGCCCCCUGCAGGACUGGGAGGAAGCCUCGCAGACACUUCAGAGGGACCUCAAAGACUUUGAGAACACCCUUAUUCAACUCAACCAGAUGGGUGAGCAGUUGAUCUGCAAGCUGAACCCCACCUCUGAUCUGGUGAAGAAGCAGCUCAGCCAGCUCAGGGACCAGUGGCAGACCCUUAAACAGACGGCUGCAAAUCAGACAAGAGCCCUCGGUGGAGCCAAGAACCUGCAGGACUUCAACAAAAAAGUGGACAAGCUGGAGGCCUGGAUUAAAGAGAAGGAAGAGGAGCAGUCUCUGCUGAAUGUCCUGGGGGAAAAUGUUGACAAAAUGCAGCUGACCAGGAGAAUUUUAGAUCUUAAGCAGGAUGAGCAGCUAUACAGAAACCUCCAUGAGGAGAUCAACCACUUGGCCCUAAAACUGGAGAAACAAGGAAAGACAGAUGGCAAAAACAUCUCCAGCAAGAGGAAACACAUCAACAAAAUGUGGCUGAAGGUCCAGGCUCAUCUGAAAAACUACCAUGAAAAUCUUCAGCUGGCACUGGAGGUGUCCUCGUUCUACCAGCAGGCUGAAAAUACGUUGUUUGCUAUUAAUAACAUGAGGAAAAGCAUAUCUGCAUCCAAAGAGCUGGACAGCUUCGGCGAUAGAGAAAUACGUGAUAUUGCCAGUCAAAUCAUGAUGCUAGAUGUGAGCGUGUCCCAGGUGUCUAAUCUCCAUCCUGCGCUGGCUGCCAGCGUCACACAGAAACAGAACGAGGUGAAGGACUGCUGGGUGCUUCUUCAGAAGGUUUUCAGGAGUGACAGGACCACACUCUCUCCCACUGGCUCCACUUUCACCAGGGAAGAUGCUGACCCCCUGACACCGGCCCGAGACCCCCAGUGCAUCGUGGGAACGGAGACACAAAGGAUCAUGGGAAAGGAGGUGAAGGAGGAGCAAAAUCGUCUGAAAGGCUGCGUGAGUACUGUUGAAUGUGGGAUUGGUAGGAGAACACAAAGAGACCAAAGCCAGGAGCAGUCAUCAGCGAACCACACCUCUUCACCCACGGGAGACAGCCCUGCCUGUUCAAAUGAUGUCAUCGUCAGACAUCAAUUGAAAGGGGAAAGCAGGAAGCCCAGAGCAGAGCCCAAGCUUGCCACCGCCCCGCGAGGCCACCCACAGCUCCACACACAGCUCCAGAAGUUCACCGUGUCUGCUGACAAGACUUUGUCCUGGCUUAAAGACAACGUGUCCAUGGCCACACAGGUGUGUUCAAUAGCCAGCUUCGAGGGUCUGGAGGCAGCCAGGAGGUGUCAACACGCUCUGGAACAAGAAAUUCUCACCAACAGGGCCAGGAUAGAGGUGGUCAAACGGGAGGGCCGUGGGCUGGUCCGUGCACAGCACCCGGGCAGCGCCAAGAUAGAGGAGUUCCUCGGCCAGCUGGAAGUCCUGUGGGAAGAACUGCGGAGGAGGCACCAGAGGAACGCCGUGUUUCUUCAGGCUUCCGAGGAGCUGGGUUUUAGGGUUGUAAAAGUGCUUCAGGCCCUGGGUAGCCUGGAGGCCUGGCUGGAGUCCGUGGAGCUUUCCAUGAAGGAAUCUGCUCUCGCCGGUGACCCUGAAACAAUGAGCAUGGCUGAGAGGGAGAGCUGUCUGCUGGAGAAAGAGGUGGCAGCGCGCAGCCUGGAGCUCGGUGCUCUGCGGCAGGAGGUGGAGCGCCUCCACAGCCACAGUCAUCCACACACACGAGGCCUGCCAGCGCGCAUGGAGGAGGUGGAAAGAAAGUACCAUCGUGUCCAAAGUGCCCUGACCCAGCAGAACUCAGAGCUGCAGGACACACGAAUGCUGACUGAGUUCCUGGAGCGCGUGGAGCUGGAGGAGAGCCAGGAGCUGAGUGGUAGUCAGUACAGCCUGGGCCAGCCUCUUCACACUGAGAUGACCUCUGCUCCUACAUUGCUUGGACUCCAAAGCAGUGGUGGCGGCGAGCCCCUGAUAGAAAGCAUGGGAGACCCUGUGGAGGAACUACGAGAGGCCGUGGAGAUGCUGAACGACACUGUUAGAGAAAGGGGCCGAUCACAGAGCCACGACCAGGCCAUCCAGGAGCUGCUGAGCAAGCAUGCCAGCCUGGCGGUGCACGUGGAGGAGUGCUUGUGCUGCAGCAAGGAGCUGAGCCUGGACAUCCUGGAGAAGGAGACAGACAUGGCUGUCCAGUGUGAGCCAGACCGCUGUGGGCUAGAGGUGCUGCAGGAGAGGCAGGACCACCUGGAGAUUGACUAUGAAGUCAUCAGGGAGGAGGUUAAGGAGAUGGAGAACCAGGCUUCUCGCUUGGAGGAGCUCUGCCCAGAGAGAGUGCACAUACUCGGGGCAAAGAUCCAGACUCUGCUGCAGGGCUGGACCGAGCUGGAGAAGAGUGUGACGGAGAACAAGUCACGUCUGCGAGAGUUUGUGCAACUCCAGGACUUCUUCAGGAGCUACCUCGGCAUGAUCUCAUGGACAGAAGACACCAGGUCGUGCAUUUUCUCAGAUACCGCCUUGCAUCUUGGGAAAGAUGGCCAGAAGCCACUGGCUGCAGAGCUGGACAUGCAGAUUGAGCAAAAGUUUGAGGAAUUUGAUGAACUGGCGGAAACGGGGAGGAAUGUUUUAGACAAGGAACACCACCUCACACAGAUGGUAAAAGAGCGCAUGGAUGAACUGAGAAGUAUGCUUGGGUGGAUCUCAGUGCACUGGAGGGCUCAGAAACAGCAGUGGCUUCACAAGAAGAGCAGACAGGAGACUUCACAAGAUAACAUUUAUUCUGAGGCUACAAUAUGCCCUCCAUUCACAGAGAGUUCAGCUCCUGAGCUGGAGGCUCACCGGUCUCAUCCAUCCCCAGUCAUCCCCUCAGAGGAAGAUAAAUUAAAGGCAGCAGGAGACAGUCAGCCCAGACAAGCUGAGCAGCAGGAGGAGAAGCAGCUAGAGGAUGGGUACGAGAUCAUGAACAGCAUCGGACCACAGGGCGGGGAGUCUCCCAAACCCUCAAUUAUGCUCCUCAAAGAGCCCAGCAGUCCUGCUUUAGGGGGCACGGUGAACCUCAUCCUUAGCUUUGGUAACACAGGGGACAGCCAGGUUCAGGUGCUUGACCCGCCUGCUAGGACGGAGGAGGUAGUGGAGGAGACCUCUGAGCCUGUCCACAGGGUAAGUACCUACUUGCAUGUCAAGGAUAACAACUUGGCUGUGGCCCCUGUGUAUGAGAGUAUCACCCUGCCCCGCCAAAAGAGCCGCUCUGCAGCCUCAGCCUCCCCUACUUUCUUGCCUUCCCCCUCCUCCUCGUCUCCGUCCUCGGCGCCCGCAUCUCAGACGGCCAACGUGACCUUCCACCCUCUGGCGGUGAGCGGCAGCAGCUCCAUCUUCAGCAGCCUUAAGAGAAUGGGCAAGAAGAGGAAGAGGAAGAGGGACACUCGCAGACACACGAUCCAGAAAAUCAUGGGAGUGGAGGAGCAAACCGAAGGGAUGCUGCGCUACGACUGUGAGACAACCACGCAGGAGGAAGAAGAGUUCAUCAAAGAGUAG
Centropristis striata (black sea bass) is the source of this 4455-nucleotide messenger RNA. RefSeq names its product spectrin beta chain, non-erythrocytic 5. Bases 145 to 4455 code for a protein of 1436 amino acids. Lineage: Eukaryota; Metazoa; Chordata; Actinopteri; Perciformes; Serranidae. The transcript has 25 exons. Gene Ontology annotation, cellular component: cell junction; cell projection; plasma membrane. Gene Ontology annotation, molecular function: actin lateral binding. Gene Ontology annotation, biological process: actin cytoskeleton organization; actin filament bundle assembly. The record is from RefSeq and is a predicted model, not a curated record.